Messenger RNA from Theileria annulata, 669 nucleotides. RefSeq lists its product as uncharacterized. The transcript is spliced from 4 exons. The coding region runs from base 1 to 669 and encodes 222 amino acids. NCBI's taxonomy places the organism in Eukaryota, Apicomplexa, Aconoidasida, Piroplasmida, Theileriidae. The record is from RefSeq and is a predicted model, not a curated record.
AUGUCACUAAACGCAUACGGUGGUACCUUUGUGGGAUUAAAAGCAAUUAGGGAAGGGUUAAAGAUUGAAAAUAUUCAGCCAAAUAAGAAAUUCCAGUUUCCGGAGCUGGAUGAGAAGGCCGAAAAGGUAAUCGUCACCCUAAUAUCAGUGGAAAAAUUAAUGUUACCGAAGGUAAAAGCACCCUCAAAAUUAGAGUUGGUUGUAACAGUAAUUUUCGAUAAGGACUCCAUAGAAGAGUCGUUAAAGCAUUCAAGGCAAAAUUCCAAAAUAAUAGAACCAGAAUUCGUUCAUAAUUCGUAUUAUGGGAGUUUCAACUCAUAUGAAAUGGUUUUGCCAUGCGAUAAGAGAAAGGUUUUAACACUGUAUCUGUCAUGUAUAACAACAACAGUACUGGAAGAUAGAAGUAAGAGAGUGGAGUUUAGAGGAUAUGCAUACACUCAAAUGAUUGACCUUUCAAAAUGUGUGGAUCAUAAACAAAAUAAAGAGGAGAUGAAACUGACGGAAGAGAAUGGAACGAAGGGAGUUAUGAUCACCUUCCGAGUUGUAACUACAAAGGCAAACAUCGGUCCUGAGGUUCAAGAGGAUAAAAUUUGCAAGUUGGUCAAUUUAUGUUACUUUUUUUUAGCUUUUUGGACAAGUUCAAACCAGAGGAAAAGUGAAUCAUUUUAA